Fusarium musae is the source of this 1320-nucleotide messenger RNA. RefSeq lists its product as uncharacterized. The transcript has a single exon. NCBI's taxonomy places the organism in Eukaryota, Fungi, Ascomycota, Sordariomycetes, Hypocreales, Nectriaceae. The coding region runs from base 1 to 1320 and encodes 439 amino acids. The record is from RefSeq and is a predicted model, not a curated record.
AUGACGCAACCCAUGGUCGUCGAACAUCCCGAUCAUGGCGGUGGGCUCAAGCAAAUAGAGGAGAUGCCAGCCCUUUCGGCCAACGAAGUUUCUCUGGCGGUUUUCCACCUAUUUCCGAACCUCCCAACUGAGCUUCGAUUGAAGAUUUGGAAGGCGGCGUGUUUCCCUCACACCAACAGUCAACAUGGCCUACACUACAUCGAUCUAGCAAGCAUUGGGGAUGACUUGCGCUCUUGGAUUGGUCCAAUGGAGAUGAAGGCACUUCAUCCCGACUUCCCAACCUCGCGCAAUGGGCAGCGGGUUGUAGGACGCGCAAACAGAUCCGCCCACAUGUGGGAUGCUGGUCUAUGGAAGGCGUGCCAAGAGUCAAGGGAGGUCAUUUCCUCGCACUUUCGACUGAAGCUUUGGUGCAAUACUCAGAACAGCGGCCUCGACCCCCUCGAAUUGGAUGAGUGCCUCGGUAAGGCUUGUCAACCGUACCCUUCGCAGCUGUAUUCUGAGGAAUUGACCUCUGAAGACGACGAGGAACUGUCUGAGAAGCGACCAGGUGAUGAAGAUUCAGUUCUUGAGCCUGAGCUCUUUCUUCCUACCUGUCUUUUUCCAUCCAAUCAAGGGCAUGAAGAGCCAUUUAUGGUUAUGCCCACCCGAGAUCUAUUUUGCAUCCAAGACCCCGGGAAACACCUGUUACCACUCGUUCUCAAGGAUGCUCGCCUGAAGGUUCUAUGUCCAGGUGGCAAGACAAUCGUUCUCCGACACUCCUUCAACCUUGCCUUGGAGUUUGAUACCACCUGGUUCGAUUGUUUCCCCGGCAGCUGGGCCGAACUCAUCAAGGAAAAGUCACCUCGAGGCGUGUUUGCGAACUGGGCUCAAACCUGCAACUGGAGCAAGGGCAAUGCCCCGUGUAUCUAUCUGCUCAACAAGGCUGCUCGUUCGGGGCCAGUUUGGUGUGUGAACAAAGAAGCGGUCUUUCAUGAUUGCGAUGAUGCGUACGUGGAAGUUCAAAAUCAUUACUUGGACGACUUCCCGGUUGAGCCGGCAGAGGCUUCGGCCAUGCUAGGAAUUCUGUGGCUUGUCUGGAACCUUUGGACCGUUGCUUUUUGCAACUGCACCGACGACGAAAUAUGCAUGAUGUGUAACCACGGCCUGGGCUUGGAUUUGACCAAGUAUGUCAAAGUUCUCGUUCGACAAGAAGAGGAACCUGCUCGAUAUCAAAUCGAGGAUCGAGUUGAUUUACUGGGCGAAUUGGAAAACAGUAACAACGGUCAGACUGAGCAUGAAAGUGAAGACGGUGAGGAGGGCAAAGAUACUUCUAGAUUUUAG